AUGCUACUUCGAUUUGAUGGAGAUGGAUGUGGAUUAGGGUUCACGAAAUUGACUUCGACCUUGAGGGAGAGGUCAAAUUCGGUAGAAGUGUCUUCAGGAAAUCAGACCGAGUGGGAUCGAUCGAGUGCACACAAAAAUGACGCGACCGGAAAUGGAAGGCCGGCUCCCCUUUUGGCGGAACCCAGAUACGGCGCCGCGCCCCAGCCAUACGGAUCCACGCCACAGGUAACUUUCGCCCCGGGUACUGGUCACGAUCGUUACGAGGAGAAUUUCAAUGGACCAGCGACGUAUGCGGAGCCGUACGUCGAGCGUUAUGGUAUUAAGAGUGAUUUUAGCGGUCGAGAGCCACUACACCCCACGCCACCGCGGCCCGGUUACGUACCCACCCUAGGACAGACUCCACCUUCAAGCACGCAGGGUUCCGUGAUGAUGGUGUACGGCCUGCAGCCGGAUAAAGUAAACACCGACAAGCUCUUCAACCUGUUCUGCCUGUACGGAAACGUGACGAAGGUCAAGUUCUUGAAGACGAAAGAGGGUUGCGCGAUGAUCCAAAUGGGCGACAGCAUAGCCGUGGAGCGGUGUUUACAGAAUCUGAACAACGUGACGAUCGGCACAGACGGCAGGCUGCAGCUGGGUUUCUCGAAACAGGCUUUCCUCUCGGACGUCACCAACCCUUACAUUCUGCCCGACAAGACGGCGAGCUUCAAGGAUUUCACGGGAAGCAAGAAUAACAGGUUCCUAAACCCGGCGAUGGCUAACAAGAAUAGAAUACAGCCACCAUCGAAGAUAGUCCACUUUUUCAACACUCCCCCGGAUCUAACCGAGGAGACGGUGCACCGUGUGUUCGUCGAACGCGGCAUCGAGGCGCCGACGACAGUGAAAUUGUUCCCCCUCAAGUCGGAACGAUCGUCGUCCGGCCUCAUAGAGUUUAGCAGCGUCGGGGUCGCGGUCGCCGCCAUCAUGGAAUGCAAUCACACAGCACUGGAAAACAGCAACGGCAAGUUCCCGUACAUCAUGAAGCUGUGCUUCUCGUCGUCGCGCACCAUACCCACCAGUUUCCCGCCGAGCAGCGGCAGCACAGCGAGCAAUUCCGCCGGUAAUGGCCACGUCAAAAUGCAGCAGGACUCGGAAUAGAACGGCGAGGUCCAGGGCCAGCAGCGUCAGCGUCAGCGCCAGCGUCCCUCUCUCGCCCUGCACCCGUUGUGUGCCCCGACGGGCACGGCCCUGCACCCAGCCGCAGCGAUUACACUAUCCCCGGUUUUGCCGCCGCCCGUGCCGCCGCCUUUGCCGCCCGCCUGCGUCCUGAUCGCCACCCCGACUCUUUAUCCGACCGUGCAGCCGCCGCCGCCGCCGCCACCGCUGCCUACGUUCUGGCCGUAUUGAAACGGGGGGUGUGGGAGGAGAAUUAUCGGGCCUAUCCGGUGAACGUGAAGCGUAUCGACUACCGUCACCUAAACCGUAUACCACUCAUACACACACACUCCGGAACACAGACACUUAUGCACACACACACAAGGGCAAAACAGAAACGUACCGAAACACAGGACACACGAGAAAACCACCUCCUAAUCAUCAGAGAGCUGCUGCCGCUGCUCUCCCUCCCCCCCGUUUCGGAGACCAUCCGCCGAGAAAUAGCAGGAAAACUGAGAAAAACAAACGAAGGAACCGGACGCUGGUCGCUGCUGGACGCGAAACGGUCGCGCAGGCAGGAAGAGGGGGUGCGCCGGAGAACCGACACGGAGCAUCUCCGACGUGCGUGUUUCUCCUUUGCCCCCCUCCUCCCUUUAUGCAGCCGGUUUUUCGUUUCCUUAUCAGAGAGUCGAGGACCAAACGACACGAGCAUAAAAUCCUACCGGCGGCGCGCGGCGCUCCCUUUCGUCGGAGGAACCCGCCGUCCCGCUCGCCGAGUAGGGGACGUGUCGCGAUGAUCGCGCGUCGGACACGCGCGACUCGAAGAUGACGAACGACGAUGACGCUCCCGACGUAGUCGUCGGAGGACACAGGGUGUGGUGUUAGAGACGAAGGAACCCGAGACACGGUGAACGGAAGUUGAACGUGUAGGAGAGGAACAACGUGUCACGAGUGAUUAGGCUGCUCGGAGAAGGAGGAGGUCAUCGAGGAUCGCCGUCCCGGCCAAGCCGAGCGGAACAAUCAGGCGAGAACUGGAACCGAGAGGCAGCGAUGUUUAUGAAUGAUUAUUAUACGCUAGCUCCGUGUGU
Messenger RNA from Nomia melanderi (Alkali bee), 2219 nucleotides. NCBI's taxonomy places the organism in Eukaryota, Metazoa, Arthropoda, Insecta, Hymenoptera, Halictidae. The record is from RefSeq and is a predicted model, not a curated record.